Messenger RNA from Daldinia childiae, 627 nucleotides. Its product is annotated as Protein bli-3. NCBI's taxonomy places the organism in Eukaryota, Fungi, Ascomycota, Sordariomycetes, Xylariales, Hypoxylaceae. The record is from RefSeq and is a predicted model, not a curated record. The coding region runs from base 1 to 627 and encodes 208 amino acids. The transcript has 2 exons.
AUGUCGUCGUUCUCAAACACAGAUACUGGUAGCAAGCCGUCUGGACCUUACUAUGAGAAGAACAUCGACAGAGAUGUAUCCCUAAAAGAGAAGGUUGAGAUUCUAAUUAAAUUUGUGUCGUCGUGUAAGUUUGGCAUGAUGACGACGCGAGACCCCUCAAGCGGGAAGCUGGUCUCUCGAUGCAUGGCCGUCGCAGGAAAGGAAGGCGGUGAUAUCGACCUAACCUUCACGACAAAUACAGAAUCGCACAAGACGGACGAGUUAAACGCUGACAGGCACACCAAUAUCUCGUUCUACGAUAACUCGGGCCAAUGGGCCUCAAUCGCAGGUGAGGCGAGCAUCGAGACAGACCGGGAGGUCGUGAAGAAGUACUACAGCCCGACGCUCAAGGCAUGGAUGGGAGACUUAGGCGACGGCGUUCACGAUGGAAGUGAGAACGACCCGCGAAUUGCUGUGUUAAGAGUCAAGACCAGUUCCAUCACAUAUGCCAUCACAGAUAAGACGGUACUAGGCAGGGUUGCUGAGAUCGCCAAGGGCACCGUCACGGGCGAAGCGGCUGGUGUUAAUAAGUUGAGAGAGAUUAGCGAGAGUGAGAUCCAGCAAUGGAGGGCCACUGCUUCAAAAUAG